Molecule: messenger RNA, 396 nt
Organism: Monoraphidium neglectum
Lineage: Eukaryota; Viridiplantae; Chlorophyta; Chlorophyceae; Sphaeropleales; Selenastraceae
Exons: 1
Coding region: 1-396 (131 amino acids)
Biological process (GO): lipid storage
Cellular component (GO): lipid droplet
Molecular function (GO): lipase activity
Source: RefSeq, a predicted model, not a curated record
AUGGCGUCGCUUGCGCCACUGCUGGCGCUUGGCGCUGGUGCCGACGCCCCCAGCGCCGCAGCGCAGCGCGCGCCGGCCGCCAGCGUCGCCUUUGAGAUCAAGAGCAGGGUGGUGAGCGUCACAGGCGUGCCGACGGAGGUCAUCUGCGCAACAAGCAGCGGGCACGAACCGCCACAGCUGCAGGUUGUCAUCUUCCCUGGCAACCCCGGCAGCUGCCGCUUCUACGUCGCUUUCAUGGAGGCGCUCUUCUCCGACUGCUUCGGGGGCCGCGCGGACGUGCUCGCUGUCAGCCACGCCGGGCACGAGCAGGGCAGCGCUGGCGACAGGGUGCGUGGCACGGCGGGGGGCGUGCGGUGCGUGCCGCCUGGCCGCCGUCGAGCCCCCCACUUGGCCUAA